Hibiscus syriacus is the source of this 1598-nucleotide messenger RNA. RefSeq names its product probable polyamine oxidase 5. Lineage: Eukaryota; Viridiplantae; Streptophyta; Magnoliopsida; Malvales; Malvaceae. Gene Ontology annotation, molecular function: polyamine oxidase activity. The record is from RefSeq and is a predicted model, not a curated record.
UCACUCCUCACUCUGUUCUUUCCUUUCGAAAAAAAAAACAUUUUUCUCCAAUUGUUGUUUCCUUGCUUUAUAUUUUGUUUUGUUGCUUGUGAAGCUAAGGUAGGAGACUAUAAUGGCAAAGAAGCCGAGAAUUGUGAUAAUUGGAGCCGGGAUGGCUGGUCUUACUGCGGCUAACAAGCUGUAUACUUCCACUAGCUCCAACGAUUUGUUCGAGUUGGUUGUUGUCGAAGGCGGCGAUAGAAUUGGUGGCAGAAUCAACACUUCUGAGUUUUGUGGUGACAGAAUUGAGAUGGGUGCUACUUGGAUCCAUGGAAUAGGAGGUAGCCCGGUUCAUCAAAUUGCUCGGGAAAUUCAUGCUCUCGAGUCUGACCAGCCAUGGGAGUGCAUGGAUGGGUUCUCGGACGAGCCGAUGACCAUUGCUGAAGGUGGGUUCGAGCUGAAUGCCUCUAUCGUUGACCCCAUAUCCACCCUUUUCAAUAACCUGAUGGAUUUCGCUCAAGGAAAGCUGGCUCAAGACGGUGCAGCAGCCUCUAAAGGUUGUGCGAGCGACUCUGUGUUUGGUAACCAAAGUGUCGGUGCGUUUCUUAGACAAGGCCUCGGUGCUUAUUGGGAUUCUUGCAAGGACCAUGAGGAGCUCAGUGGGUAUGGUAAACGGAGCAGGAAGUUGCUGGAAGAAGCCAUUUUCGCCAUGCAUGAAAACACCCAGAGGACUUAUACUUCAGCUGGUGAUCUGUUCAAUCUAGAUUUCGAAGCAGAAAGGGAGUACCGCAUGUUUCCUCGUGAAGAAAUCACCAUUUCGAAAGGCUACUUGAGCGUAAUUGAACACCUUGCAUCUGUUCUUCCUCCUGGUGUAAUCCAAUUAGGCCUCAAAGUCACAACAAUUGAAUGGCAGCCUGAGAAUCAUAAAUCUAAAGAAAUUCAAAAUGGCUAUGAUUCCAGUUCCAGACCAGUGAAGCUUCACUUUUGUGAUGGAUCUGUUAUGUUAGCAGAUCAUGUGAUAAUCACAGUUUCAUUAGGUGUCCUAAAAGCUGGAACUGGUCAAGAUUCAGGUAUGUUCAAUCCUCCACUUCCUUCUUUCAAGACAGAGGCUAUAUCAAGACUGGGAUAUGGUGUUGUUAACAAGCUGUUUCUUCAAUGGAGUCCAAAUGGUAAUAAUAGAAACGCCAAUGACAAAGACAAGUUCCCUUCCCUGCAAAUUGUUUUCCAUCCCCCAGAAUCCGAGUUAAGGCAUGAAAAGAUCCCAGUGACCAUGUUCUUGGGGUCUUACAGCUACGUUGCUGUUGGAUCAAGUGGUGCUGAUUUAGACACAAUGGCUGAGCCAUUACCAAAGACUGGGAGCUCCGAGUUAGACCGGGGUGUGGAUCAUCCACUUCAAAUUUUGUUUGCUGGGGAAGCUACACACAGAACCCACUAUUCUACAACUCAUGGAGCUUAUUUUAGUGGUCUUAGGGAAGCCAGUAGGCUUCUGCAACACUAUCAUUGCCAUGGGGUUUAGACUUAGCAAUUUCAAUUUGAUUUAUUUUUAAAUACCCUAAACCAUCUUUCUUUCUUUUUCUUUAAUGUAAAGCAAAGGGGGUGAAUGAGAGCAAAAAAGAAAA